CUUCUAACAAAUAUUACUUUUCCUGUCCGCUGUCACUCAUUCAGAUCGGGAUUCUCCAAGAGACCGUAACCUGCGCGACUGCUGAGAGAGAGUCAGUGCGUGUGCAUCAUGGAAGUUCUAAUGCCCUCCAUACUCGGGGGAGAUCCACACCUAAUGGCUGAGCCGGAGAUCCAGAUCUUUGAGCAGCCCAAGCAGAGGGGGAUGCGUUUCAGGUACAAGUGCGAGGGUCGCUCUGCGGGAAGCAUCCCUGGCGAGAACAGCUCCGACAACAACAGGACCUACCCCAGUCUGCAGAUUCUGAAUUACUGCGGGAAAGGGAAAGUGCGCGUUUACUUGGUGACCAAGAACGAGCCGUACCGACCGCAUCCACACGACCUGGUGGGCAAGGACUGCAAAGACGGAUUCUACGAGGCCGAGUUUGGUCCAGACCGCAGAGUGAUCGCUUUCCAAAAUCUGGGUAUCCAGUGUGUGAGGAGGAGGGAAGUGAAAGAUGCGAUCGUACAGAGGAUGACCAAAGGGAUCAACCCCUUCAACGUGCCCCGCGAGCAGCUGCUGCAGACAGAGGAGUACGACCUGAACGUGGUUCGCCUGUGUAUCCAGGUUUUCCUUCAGGACGAGAAUGGCUACUACACCCGAGCGCUCAACCCCAUCAUCACCAACCCCAUCUACGACAACAGAGCUCCGAACACAGCCGAGUUGAGGAUCUGCCGCGUCAACAGGAACAGUGGAAGCGUCAAGGGAGGCGAUGAAAUCUUCUUACUGUGUGACAAAGUACAGAAAGAUGACAUCGAGGUGCGAUUCUUUUCCACCGAUGGCUGGGAGGCUAAAGGCUCUUUCUCCCAGGCCGACGUUCACCGCCAAGUAGCCAUCGUCUUUAAGACUCCACCCUAUUACAACACGAACAUAAUGGAGUCUGUCACUGUUCACAUGCAGUUGCGGAGACCUUCCGAUCAGGAAGUCAGUGAACCGAUGGAUUUCAGAUAUCUGCCCGAUGAUAAAGAUCCUUAUGGCUACAAUGAGAAGAAGCGCAGAAGAGAGAACUUAAUGAGGAUAUCAGGAUUGACAGGUGGUCCUUUUUCUUGCCUGGCCAUGAACAGGCCAAAGGCAGUGUCACAGAGUACCAUGAGUCACAUGCGGAAAGACAUCAGCAACAUGUACCUGAGGCAGCAGCCUACGCCUACGAUGCAGCAACAACCUACUGUAUUCAACCAGUCCUAUCACCCUGGCGCUCAGAAUGUAAUGAUUACAUCGCAGGCUCCGAAUGUACAAGUCAGCCAUUCGUGGGUAAAUCCCAACCCACCACUGUCAAUGGAGACAGUUACCAUAAACCAGUCUGGUGCCAUGAGCAAUCUUCCACGUCAUAAUAGCAGCAGGCAACAGCAGGCAAACCGUGGCACUGGUUACUCCCAAAGUAACUUUGGAAAUAAUACGCUCCCUGAGCUCUCCAUGAGGGACCUGCAGUGCCUGGAUACAGCCCCACAGGCCCCUCAAAUGAGCCAGGCCCAGCCAGAGUCCCAGUCGCAGUUCCAACUGCAGCACCAAAGGGAGGAGCUUGCAUCUGAGACCCAGAACCAUCUAGGCAACCAGAACCAGGGUUUCCAGACUGUGUGGCCCAAUUUCACCCUCAGUCCGAUGCAGAACACCUUUAACGGGUCAGUCCCUGGCGGUGGAGGGGCAUCACAGGGGCAGGGCUCUUACCCAUUCAUAGAGGGAGUGGAAGGGAAUGAUUUUCUGAAGGGCCUGGAAGGAGUAGGGUCUCAGACUGGCUUCCAGCUGAAGCAGGAGCCCCAGAUCACAGUGGUACAAGAGACCCAUUCUUCACUCAUGCAAAGGGAAAGCCAAGGAAAUACUUACACCAACUUGCUUCCUCGCCCUAUGAGCAAUGGAGCCAACAUGGAUCCAAUGAGUCAAGAUGGUGGUGGCAACACUCAGCGUCUAAAAAAUCUGCAAAAUCCUUACUCAAACAACAGCAUGGCCUACGAAGGCCACUAUCCAACUUUGGCUGACUAUAUCAACUCAACAAGGAAAAAUGACUGAAAUGACAAAUGGCAACAUUUUUAGUUUCAAGUAACGAACAGAAGCAGUUCUACAGUAUGCCAUGGUUUUCUUUAGCCUUGCAAGGCCAGAACAUUUGUGUUAAUCAUUCUGGCCCCUCAGAGGGCAUUUUCUUAAUUUAUUACAUCAGUGAGCAUAGCAGCACGAUUCUUGGCUGCCAGUUGGAUCCAUAACCUUACUUCACUGUUUCUCGGUGGAAACAUUUGACUAUGGACUCGUUCUUUCUUUAGCAAAGACAUGACCAAAGGGUGCUUCCAACACUUGAUUGUCAGAGAUUGGGGUUUGGUUGCUGUCACUGGUCUUUGCUUCCCACUAUUAAUCUUGAAGACACCUCUCUCCUGAAAAAGAACAAUCAAAUUUGAUUUUCUUGGUAAAUUUGACACAAGAAAAAGACCAUGCAGUUGAAGAACCUUGUGAAAAUUAUUUCAAGGACAUAUCAGCUUUUAACCCGAAGUGCUAAGUUGCAUCGUCAUUCUAAUCCCGUCCCCUCAUUGACUGCCAGCUUCUGGAGUGAUGGAAAUCAGUGGAUGUUCCCCAGAGUAGUCAAAAAACAGAGUUACACAAGUUCAUCUUCUGCGAGGCUGCGACCUUCAUGUGGACGAACCUUCAUCAAACAUGCUGAUGAUUUCCAAGCCAAAGUUAGAUUUCCGAAGAAGUGAAUGUAGUACUUUCUUUCUUUGUCUUUCUCAGGGGAAGUUGAAUUCACUGUCAACAUGUUGUAUAGUAAUCAAUGUUAUGCUGGGUUUUUUGAUCUUGGAAAAAAAAGGGGGUAAAUUGAUGUUAGGGAUUUUUCUUUAUUGCUUUGAAAAGAAUUCUUACACAUUAUAUUGUUUAACUGAUACCUGAGCAGAGUAUUUGCAGUUAACUCUGUACAUACAUGUUAGCCAUAGUUGAGAGUGAAAGCAAUAACCACGCUGAAACACUCAAGAUCUGGCAAGGUACCGAAAUUUCCAUUGAGGAAGUUGGAGGGAACACAUUCAGUGUUGUCUUUCUAUUGUAAUGACUAUGUCAUACCAGUGAUCACAUGUGUUUUUGAGUUCUCAGAGCAUUUCUUCCAGAAAUGUUUAUAUAUUUUGUGUUUUAUUGUUUCAUCCAUUCAGCUGAGGCUCUUAAGAAUAGCUUCACAGAGCGUCUUGCUCAAGGACAUGUGGCUUAUACUGAACAAACACUGGCUCUUGUGUGGGUUUCAACUCUGCGACCUGGCAACAGCCUACGGGGCUCUUUCACCUCUGGCCUAGCUCAUCCUAACAAUAUCAUAAUAACUGUUUUUUUUUUUGUUUUUGUUUUUUGUUGUUGUUGUUUUUACUUGUAUGCCUUCCAGAAGCGUUUUGGUUUUAAAUGAAAUGAAAUAUUUUGGUGACUACUUUGUAAAAUUUGCUAUUUUGGGAUUUUUCUACAAGAUCAGUUCUUAAUAAAAGGAGUCCAUCUUAUUCCA
Messenger RNA from Acanthopagrus latus (yellowfin seabream), 3490 nucleotides. RefSeq names its product v-rel avian reticuloendotheliosis viral oncogene homolog (gene rel). Gene Ontology annotation, biological process: cellular response to stress; innate immune response; canonical NF-kappaB signal transduction. Gene Ontology annotation, molecular function: DNA-binding transcription factor activity, RNA polymerase II-specific; RNA polymerase II cis-regulatory region sequence-specific DNA binding. The record is from RefSeq and is a predicted model, not a curated record. Gene Ontology annotation, cellular component: cytoplasm. Bases 109 to 2037 code for a protein of 642 amino acids. Lineage: Eukaryota; Metazoa; Chordata; Actinopteri; Spariformes; Sparidae. The transcript is spliced from 11 exons.